Messenger RNA from Struthio camelus australis, 3511 nucleotides. RefSeq names its product potassium voltage-gated channel subfamily KQT member 1. NCBI's taxonomy places the organism in Eukaryota, Metazoa, Chordata, Aves, Struthioniformes, Struthionidae. Gene Ontology annotation, cellular component: voltage-gated potassium channel complex; membrane. Gene Ontology annotation, biological process: potassium ion transmembrane transport. The record is from RefSeq and is a predicted model, not a curated record. Gene Ontology annotation, molecular function: voltage-gated potassium channel activity.
UGAGACUCUGCCAUAUGGAGCUGAGGGAGCAGCAAAGAAGAGGAAUAGACGGACAUGCGACAAGAGAGAGGAGAGGCUCUGAGUGACAGCAGGUGACAGGCUGACAGCUCACACUCUUGUGCCACGGAGAAGUUCCAUGAUAGCAGCAGAAAGUCAUCUUAUCAGCUACUGGAGAACACCCUGGGCAAGGAAGACAUACAAUACCCUCUUUUAUGAUUUUAAAUAUUGAUCAGGGUUCGCAAUACCUGUACAUCGUUACAGAAUGUCCUAUAGUAAUGGAGAAACUGUUGGGCACCCAAUGUACAACCUCUGUGGACAAGUUCAAAGCUCCAGUUGCCAGCUAAGUAGUCUGGAUGAAAAUAGGAAGUCUGCAACCUUGCUGGAAGUCAGAGGGAACUUAAACAAUAUGCACUACUCUUCAGUUGCUCUGGAUCCAGACACCACAGUGAAUAAUGGAUCUGGAAUUCCCUGCAACCCCAAGGAAAGCACAAAGGCGUCAGCUUUGGCAGGAAGUGAAAUCCGUAGGGCCUGCACAACAAAGUGUUUCUAUGGCCGUUAUUUAGCUAAAACUAGUAUGCAGGGAGACGUCUACAACUUCCUGGAGAGGCCUAGUGGAUGGAAGUGUUUUAUCUAUCAUUUUACUGUAUUUCUCUUGGUGCUGAUUUGUUUAAUAUUCAGUGUACUGUCUACUAUAGAGCAUUAUUCUGAAUUUGCCACAGGAACCCUUUUCUGGAUGGAAAUAGUCCUGGUCAUGUUUUUUGGUGCUGAAUAUUUGGUCCGAUUGUGGUCCGCAGGCUGCAGAAGUAAAUAUGUUGGCUUCCAGGGAAGGAUACGUUUUGCCAGAAAGCCGAUAUCAAUUAUUGAUUUAAUUGUGGUAAUAGCCUCAAUUAUUGUUCUGAGUGUAGGAUCUAAUGGGCAGGUGUUUGCUACCUCUGCGAUCAGGGGGAUCCGGUUUCUCCAGAUACUUCGCAUGCUUCAUGUAGAUCGGCAGGGUGGCACCUGGCGACUGCUAGGAUCGGUUGUCUUCAUACAUCGUCAGGAACUCAUAACUACACUGUAUAUUGGAUUCUUGGGAUUAAUCUUUUCAUCCUAUUUUGUUUAUCUUGCUGAGAAAGAUGCAGUAGAUGAGGAUGGAAGGACAGGUUUCUCCAGCUAUGCUGAUGCUCUUUGGUGGGGUGUGGUAACAGUUACGACAAUUGGUUAUGGAGAUAAAGUGCCGCAGACGUGGAUUGGGAAGACAAUAGCUUCCUGUUUUUCAGUGUUUGCAAUAUCUUUCUUCGCUCUGCCAGCAGGUAUUCUGGGUUCUGGUUUUGCCCUAAAAGUACAACAGAAGCAACGCCAGAAGCACUUCAACAGACAAAUUCCAGCUGCAGCUUCCCUAAUUCAGACCCUGUGGCGGUGCUACGCAGCCGAGAAAUCAUGCAGUUCUACAGCAACGUGGAAGAUCUAUGUUACGCCACCUGCUCAAAAUCCCCAAAAAACACCAGCGCCAUCUAGCCCUAGUCUGAGAAAACAGACUAGAAGAUGCAAAAGAAAAGGGAAACCAGGCUGUGGUAAUGGUUCUGCACCUGUAAUAAAUCCUGGAGAGACCACUCUGUCUAUUCCACAGAUCACUUACGAUCACGUUGAUGAACAAGAAGACAAAAAGGAUGCGUCUUUCUACGUAGAUGAACCAGGAGGUCUUACAAGGAUGUUCAGGCAGUCAGUAAAAAGACGUGUGGAAGGGAACCCCCAUGAAAUGUCACGGGCCAACAGUUUCAUCGAUGACAUCGACCUUGUAUCAGAAGAGUCACCGCUGCCAGCUGUAUCUGAUGUGGCACAAUUAACCGAAGCGCAUCAAACAGCUGUAAAAGUCAUCAGGAGAAUGCAAUAUUUUGUAGCUAAAAGAAAAUUUCAGCAAGCUCGGAAACCAUAUGAUGUUCGCGAUGUGAUUGAACAGUACUCACAAGGACACCUCAAUAUGAUGGUUCGGAUAAAAGAACUUCAAAGAAGAUUGGACCAUUCUUUGGGAAAGCCAGGCCUUUUCCUCCCAGAAAAAGGGGUAGACAAAGGAUACUAUACUGUAGGAGCCAGACUGAUCCGACUAGAGGAUAAGGUCAUGCAGAUGGACCAGAAGCUAGAUGACAUCCUGAAUACGCUCCAGGCUCAGCUUGGGGAUCAGCCAGGGGCACAUAUGUCAGGGCCAGCCACCCCACCUGUCAGACCACCACAAACAGCCUCGGAUUCCCCCCCAGUCAACCGGAAAAUUUAAAAGUAAGAGGACAACCACAUGCCACCGUCUCAUCUCUUUUAGGUCUGGUUGUUUUUAAGUCUUGCUGUCUUGGGAUUCAAAUGUGUUGUUGGUGAAAUGAACUCUUCUGCUAUAGUAGCUUAAAUAAAAAUGAAAAGAAGCAGCAAAAAGUCAGUCACGCCCCUAGGAGAGUACAUCAGUUUUGCACCUGUUUUAUUAGCCAUCAUUAGCUAACCUGUGCCAGCCUGUGGAAGUUCGAUGCAGCCACCCCAUUUAGGCUGACUGCACAUGCACAGAGCACUUUGUUAAGGUAAGCAUCCGAGCAAGGGUUAGGAUGACCCCUUCGUGGGCGGAAGGGGAAAAGAACUGCUUUUUUGGCAUUUAAUCACUAAGUUUAAUGCUCACAGCAUGCCCAAAAGGGGGGAAAGAGCCAGCAUUUGAACAUGAAACAAAUGGAAAUCAGUGAACAGGAAAAUUAAACAGCAUGUUUUGACUUCUACCAAGCAGUGAGGAUCAUAAGAAGGGCAGAUUUAUAUGCUAGCAUGAAUGACAAAGUAAAGACAACAGGCUACUGAUUAAAAAUAUAGCAGUGUACACAGGCUGGUUGACAUAUGAAAGACUAAAGCAAAGGCUUCAGCUAAUUAAAGAAAAGGGUUGCAAAUGAGACAAGAUGCAUGUUGGAACAGACAGACAAGGGAGAUAGUAUCUGCGUAGGCUUACUGCACAAGAACACUGUAAUAGCUAUCAGCUACACUGAUGACUGUUAUGCAAAAUGUUCUCAAGCUUUUACCUUCAUUCAGCAGUGGUUAUUGACUCCAGUUGCCUUAAUUUGAACAUAAGAAACCUGUAUGGUAAUUGGCUGCGAAAGUAUUUGCAAAGCUCAGUUCGAGUCACUGAGUAACACAGUGCUCCAGGAGGGCUGCAGCUGUGGUUGAGAGUGGCAGGGUUUCUUAAAGAAAACAAAAAUGCACAAACUGUUGAUGAAAGCUAAUCGCUAUUUAAAUAAACUGCUAUAUAUAAUUUAAAAUGCUAGAUUUUUUUUCCUGGUAAUUUGGUUGUUAAUGGAGUGCAUAUGCUGACUGAUAGGCUGUCACUGUGAAAUAGAUCUUAACCUGGCAUUCCAGAAAAGGGACGGUGCAACACUGUUGCUAAACAUGUAAAUAAUAAACUAAAGUAAAAAGGAUGCAGUGUUAUUUACUUAAGUCUUUUUAAUAUAUUUGCAUAACCAAGCCUUUGAAUGAACAGGAAUCUGCAAAGCAAAGACCUAAUUCCUGGGAAAUC